AAAAAAAUUUGUUUGGAGUUUCUCAGUUUUGAGAAAAAUGCGCGAAUAUUUUUUUCUUUGAAUAUUUUGUUGAAUCAUCUUCAUACAUUAGAGAGAAACGUAGUUAUUUUGUAUAUCAAUUAAAAGCCUAUCAGACGUCUCAUCCAGUAGACGUACAACAGUACGCCGUGUCAUUAUGGACGAUAAAAACAAGGGGGGCCUAUAAGUUCUCUAUAGUCUUAGGUAUCAUAUUUUUUGCCAGAAAGCUUUAGAAGUUCAUCGAUUAUUCUAAAGAAAUCUUUGAAAAUUGGAAGUGACUUUCAUGAAUUUUAAAACUAGACACCUUAAGGGUGACACCCAUAUGUUUAUCUCAAAAAUUGAACUUUUAAAAAAAGAAAUUGAUUUUUAGAGGAGGGGGCGGCCUUAAAUUGAUAUUUUUCUUUGUUUGAAAAUUUUUGAAGAAAAAAAAAAUCAUAUAUAUGAUAAAUUCUUUUAAUUAUUAAAAACAAAAAGAUUGACGUAGAUAAAUAAUUUUUCUAGGUAAAAAUUUCUUUUUCUCUAAAACAGAAUUCAACAAAUUCAAUUACUUGGUCGUGAUUUACGUGGACCUAAUCAUGAAAAUUUAUGGAAUCAACUUGAAGCUGAAAUUCAUUUACAUCGUCAUAAAACUGUUAUACGUGCAUGUCGUGGACGAGAAAAAAUUAAUAAAAUCUUAACUAUACCACCUGGACAUGAUACAAAUACAUUAAAAAAACGACAAGGUGUUGGUGAAUUACGUACAGUUAAAUUUCAUAAAGAUGCAAAAGAAGCAUUAGGUAUAUCAAUAACAGGUGGUAAAGAACAUGGUUUACCUAUUCUUAUAUCAGAAAUUCAUGAAGGUGGAUUAGCAUGGCGUUCUGGACAACUUUAUGUUGGAGAUUCUAUAUUAACUGUUAAUAAACGUGAUCUACGUGAUACAAAACAUACCGAAGCUGUUCAUAUUCUUUCAUCUGUUAAAGGAGAUAUUACAAUGACAGUUGUAUUUGUUGCACCUGAUGAUAGUGAUGAUGAAGAUUUAACAAAUUGUGAAGAAAAUAAUCAUUUAAAAUAUAAAUUUUUGACUAACGAAAUUGAACAUAAUCUUAAAACAAAAGAUAUUGAUUCAAUUAAAGAUUUAUCUAUAUCAAAUGGUGAUAGAGGAAAAAACUUAUUAGAACAAACAGAUGGAACAGAUACGACAAGUAUUGAUAGUAGUCAAAAAAAUAUUCAAUCAGUAGUUGAUAAAUAUCUUAAACAUACACGUCAAAAUUUACCUGCUAAACGUACUAAUUCGAAAGAUUAA
Messenger RNA from Rotaria sordida, 1300 nucleotides. The record is from the annotation of a GenBank genome assembly. Lineage: Eukaryota; Metazoa; Rotifera; Eurotatoria; Philodinida; Philodinidae.